This is a messenger RNA of Aureobasidium musti, 1083 nucleotides long. The record is from the annotation of a GenBank genome assembly. NCBI's taxonomy places the organism in Eukaryota, Fungi, Ascomycota, Dothideomycetes, Dothideales, Saccotheciaceae.
AUGGCCAACAGCGAUGACUUGCGUCCGCAAGUGAUGGGUGUCAUGAUCACCUUCUGGGUCUUGUCUUGGGUGAUAGUCAGUCUCCGAAUCUACGUUCGCACUGUCAUGAUCAAGUCUUUUGGCAAGGACGAUGUCGCUAUGAUCGUCGCACUCCUUUUGUUCACAGCAUAUCUAUCAUGCCAGGCCGCAGCAGUAACACAUGGAAUUGGAAGACAUCGCAAAGAUAUUCCUGAUAAGGACCUACCAGUUGGCUUUGCUGCUUGGCUCUUCGCAGAGGUCUUCUAUACCGCAUCGGCAUCGGUCGCUCUUCUCCAGUGUUCUCCAAUUUCAUUCUACUGGGACUUCUCACCAAACGCCAAAGGACAUUGCAUCAGUCCCAUGGUUCUAGUGGUCAUUUCUUAUGUUGCCUCUGUGCUCAACGGCGCCGCCGAUUUCUUCUUUGGUAUUCUACCUAUUUUCAUCGUCAAAGAUCUUAAUAUGAGGAGAAACACCAAGAUUGUGGUUGCUGGCAUUCUUGGGUUUGCCGCUAUUGGAUCUCUCUCGACUCUGAUCCGUCUUCCCUAUGUCAAACAACUUGGAACUUAUAAAGGAGAAUUCCUCUACACUUCUACAUACAUUGCUCUUUGGAGUACCGUCGAGGUUGGAAUCGGUAUUUCAGCCGCUAGUCUGGCAACACUGCGCCCUUUGGUACAGAAGUUCUUCCCCAAUCUCCUUCCCGAUGCACCCAGCGCACCCCAAAACUCAAACAUCAAAUGGUCCACCAAACACGGCAGAAGAACACACAGAAAAGGCGAUCCUCUGGACAGUGCGGAGAAUGGUUCACGCAGAAACCAUACCAUGAUCACUACAGUGACAGGUGCAAGACCGAUGUCCGGAUCCCACGACAACGGAAGCCAGGAGAAUAUCUUUGCAGGAGCGGAGGACAGGGAUAUGCUACCGCUCAAGACUUGGGACCAUGGUAUCAGCAAGAGCGUGCAAGUCACAACGACGGAAGAAAGAAAUGCAGCGAGAUCGAGCGUCUCUCUUGAGAGCAACAAAGACUAUGCAUCAGACGACACGACAUAUGCUUACGAGCGCGUGUGA